AUGCUCGAACCAACGCCAAUGGAAUGGGUCACGGUCAAGACGACGCUGCCCGCGGUGCCGUACCCGCUGCUGGAUGGGCGGCCCGACAUCCGGACGGAGCGGCUGAUCCUACGGCGGACGCUGGAGAGCGACCUCGACGGGUGGCACGCAUUGCGUCUGCAGCCCGAGGUGAUGAAGUGGACGUCGCAGGGGCACCCGGACCCGGACGUGGAGUGGUCGCGCGAGCAGAUGAAGAAGCGGCUCGCGCCCUUAGGCGACGCCAAGUACGAGUUCGUCAUCUGCGUCGCCGAGACGGGCGAGAUGAUCGGCACGGGCGGCUGCCACAUGGUGGUCGGGGAGCUCGGCUGGCCCGUCAUCGGGUACAUGCUGCGCAAGGAGUUCUGGGGCAGGGGCUACGCGACGGAGCUGGUCAACGGGUUCCUCAAGGCGUGGUGGGCGCUGCCGCGCGCAGAGGUCGAGCUGAAGGUAGAGAAGAGCAGCGUCUCGGCCGAGGGGGUGGCCGACGGGCGCCUCGUCGACGAGUGCAUCGUGGCCGUGACGCUCGACUCCAACGCCGCCAGCCAAAACGUGCUGCGCAAGUGCAAGCUCGACCUCGUCAAGGUCUGGGAGGAGGACGACCUGCGCGACCCGACGCAGAGGGCCGUCCUGUACGCGUUUGUCGGUCGCAAGCCGGCCGCGAGCUGA
Molecule: messenger RNA, 684 nt
Organism: Purpureocillium lilacinum
Lineage: Eukaryota; Fungi; Ascomycota; Sordariomycetes; Hypocreales; Ophiocordycipitaceae
Molecular function (GO): acyltransferase activity, transferring groups other than amino-acyl groups
Source: RefSeq, a predicted model, not a curated record